AUGUUGCCUUGUAAUGUAGAUAGAAGCACAAUUGACAGCCAUUCCGCCAUUUGUACCACUCCAGGGGUCAGUAGGCCAAAUGUCGUGACCUCUGUCAGGAUGUUUUUUGAUGGCAGUGUCAGAAUGUUGGAUCAGGACCCCUUCACAUACACUGAGGACCCUGUUGUGGACAAGAUAAUGCCACUAACCAGCUUCGCCAGCGGAGGACGGAUGUUGACAGUCACUGGAAAGUAUUUUGACUCAAUUCAACAGCCAAAGAUGUUUGCGUGGAGCGGAAAGGAAAAGUCGCACACAACGGAUUGUCUCCAUAUACCAGGAAUGUCCAGUACCACAUUAACAUGUCCAUCGCCAAGAUCACCUAACGAGAUUCAUCCAACGAUACCAGACACUUCAGGUUCCUUGCGCUUUAAGAGGCAGAUGGACACCAAUACUAUCGCGAAGAUUGGCUUUAUAAUGGACGGAGUGGUGGCAGUGCAGAAUUUAACAAACGUAACUUCUACUCUUCAUUAUGUUGCAGACCCGUUGUUCCAAAAUUUGACCAGCGACGGAUCUAGUGUGAAAUAUCAAAGUAACACUAGCUUCGUAAUACGUGGACAUUAUCUUAACCUUGCCGCAAGUGAAGCAGAUGUGACUGUUCUGAUUGGUGGGCAUAACUGUGACGUCACGGGUUUGGCUCCCAGUGUUCUCGUCUGCACACCGCCACAUUUUGACUUCGGAGAUAAACUGGUGACUAUACGUAUGGGUAAUUUAUUGUACCAAGUGGGAUAUCUAAACUAUGGGGAUCCUCCUGUGGGUCAUCCUCCAGUCAACUAUGGUUGGGUAUCCGGGCUAAUUGUCCCCAUUAUUACUCUAUCUGUCAUUGGAAUCGUAACCGGAGUCAUACUGUAUAAAAGACGUGCAAAACGCGCUACCACCAAUCACAAAGGCGCCAAUGACACGGAGUACCUCGGUUUAAGCAGUCAGUUCACACCACCGUGUGUUAUCAACACUAUAGAGGACGCCUUGAUGCUGGUAAAAGAUGUCGACUUAAAGGUUGCUCUAAAGCCUGUACUAAUGAGCAGAGACCGGAUUAAAAUUGGGAAGUUAAUUGGCACAGGGCACUUCGGUUGUGUAUUUGAAGCAGUUUACGAAGACAGCGAACAUUACAACCCUUCAAAAGUAGCCGUGAAAACGUUUCAAGGAAAGGGUGCAGAUAUUCAACAUCUAGAUGAAUUCCUCAGAGAAGGAGCUCUGAUGACGUCAUUUCGCCAUGAUCACGUGUUGACAAUACUCGGGAUAUGCUUCGAAGUUGACGGCAACCCCAUGAUUGUAUUACCGUACAUGGCCAAUGGAGAUCUCAAAACUUACAUCGAGAAUCCUAAGAACGCACCUACUGGACUACAGCUGCUGCAGUUUGGUUUGGACGUAGCCCGGGGGAUGGAAUAUCUUGCUGAGAACAAAUUUGUCCAUCGGGAUUUGGCUGCUAGAAACUGCAUGCUAGAUGACCAGCUGCGCGCCAAAGUGGCCGAUUUUGGACUGACUCGUGAUGUGUAUACCAAGGAAUAUUACAGCUCCAGAGACAAGCAGGCCAAGUUGCCGGUGAAAUGGAUGGCGCCAGAGUCCAUGGAAAGGAACGUUUACACUUUUAGAUCCGAUGUGGUAUGGGCAUGCUGUUACAUUUAG
Molecule: messenger RNA, 1662 nt
Organism: Lingula anatina
Lineage: Eukaryota; Metazoa; Brachiopoda; Lingulata; Lingulida; Lingulidae
Product: hepatocyte growth factor receptor
Biological process (GO): semaphorin-plexin signaling pathway; regulation of GTPase activity; regulation of cell migration
Cellular component (GO): semaphorin receptor complex; plasma membrane
Molecular function (GO): protein tyrosine kinase activity; ATP binding; semaphorin receptor activity
Source: RefSeq, a predicted model, not a curated record